Messenger RNA from Aureobasidium melanogenum CBS 110374, 2076 nucleotides. Its product is annotated as ARM repeat-containing protein. Gene Ontology annotation, cellular component: nucleolus. The record is from RefSeq and is a predicted model, not a curated record. The transcript is spliced from 3 exons. Lineage: Eukaryota; Fungi; Ascomycota; Dothideomycetes; Dothideales; Saccotheciaceae. The coding region runs from base 1 to 2076 and encodes 691 amino acids. Gene Ontology annotation, molecular function: mRNA binding. Gene Ontology annotation, biological process: regulation of translation.
AUGGCUGGAGUCAAGCGCAAGGAAGCACCUAAGGCUGUCGCCGCCGCACGAUCUGGAUCCGAGAAGAAGCAGAAGCUGGCCUCGACUGCCUCGUCCAAGAAGAGGGCCGCCCCAAUCAAAGAACCCAGUCCCGAAUCCGACGAGUCGAGCGAAGACGAAGACGAAGAUGAAGACGAGCUAGACGGCGAGGACAGCCCCAUGUCCGGUGUGGAACAAGAGGCCGGAAACAGCGAGUCGGACGAAAAGAAGAUCAGAACUGGUCAAUCAUCAGCAGAAGCACACGCUGCCCAGCGCGCCCUGGCAAAAGAGCGCAAAGCCGCCAAACCCAACGCAGACAUCAUUGGCCGUAGCAAGAAGAUCUGGGAGAGACUGCGCAGAAAGUCUCAUGUGCCCAACGACGAGCGCAAGGCUCUUGUUGCCGAGCUGUUUGACAUCAUCACUGGCAGAGUCCGCGACUUUGUCUUCAAGCACGACAGUGUGCGUGUCAUUCAGUGCGCCCUCAAGUACGCCAACAUGCAGCAAAGAAAGCAGAUCGUCACAGAGCUCCGUACCGACAUGCGCGAGCUGGCCGAGAGCAAGUACGGCAAGUUCUUGGUCGCCAAGAUGGUCGUUGAAGGAGACGCCGAGAUCCGCAACAUGGUUGUCCCUCAGUUCUACGGCCACGUCCGUCGCUUGAUCAACCACCCGGAAGCCGCAUGGAUCGUCGACGACAUCUACCGCCAGGUCGCUACCUCUUCACAAAAGGCCCUCAUGCUCCGCGAAUGGUACGGUGCUGAGUUCGCCAUCUUCGGCAAGACCAAGGCUGCACAAGGUCAGACCGACGACAAGAUCACCGCUGACCUCAAGGCCAUCUUGGAUGAGAGCCCCGAGAAGAAAAAGCCCGUUAUGAACUACCUCCAACAGCUCAUCAACCAGCUUGUUCAGAAGAAGAUGACCGGUUUCACUAUGUUGCAUGACGCCAUGCUCCAAUACUUCCUCAACACAACCCCUGGCACUCCCGAAGCUGCAGAGUUUCUCGAGCUGCUCAAAUCAGAUCUGGACGAGGAGAACGGUGGUGAUCUUCUCAAGAACUUGGCUUUCACAAAGAACGGCAGCCGUGUCGUGUGUCUGGCUCUUGGCUACGGAACCGCAAAGGACCGCAAGCUUAUUCUACGUGUUUACAAGGAUACUGUUGAGAUGAUGGCUCUGGACCCCAACGCACACACUGUUCUGCUUGCCGCAAUGGACACCGUCGACGACACAAAGAUGACCGCCAAGGCUCUGUUCCCCGAGUUGCUCGGAGAAAAUAUCAAGGAUGAGGCCGAACGCGAGAACCGUCUUGUUGAUCUCAUUUCUCAUCUGACUGCUCGUAUCCCGCUGCUUUACCCUCUUGCUGGUCAAGCCAAGUGGCUGGUUUCUGACGUGCAGAAGAAUAUCAUUGCCGAGGUACAGUCCGUACGCGAGGUGACGUCCAAGAAAAACCCUGAGAUCCGUCGCUCAGAACUCAUUGCAUACAUGUCACCUUACUUGUUACCCAUCAUUCAAAGCCGUGCUGCCGAUCUCGCAAGCGUUGGCUUUGGUUGCCAGUACAUCAGUGAAGUUCUCUUGGAAGCUCAAGGCGACAAGAAGGCAGCUUGUGAGGCCGUUGUUGCUUUAACCGAGGGCGACGUGACAUCAGAAGGACAUAUUGCACAAAGCGCAGCCGGCGGCAAGAUGCUGAGAGCACUGGUCAGUGGUGGCAAGUUCGAUCCUGAGACAAAGACAGUAAAGUUGGUCGAGCCUCGUCUCGGCUUCGGCGAUAUGCUGUUCAAGUCGCUCAAGGGAAGAUUCGUCGAGUGGGCUACAAGCCCUUCAAGUUUCGUCGUUGUACAAUUGCUUGAGAGUGAAGACGUCAGUGAUGCCAACAAGAAGAUUGUCCGCGACGAGCUGUCGAAGGGCAAGAAGACACUAGAGAAAGCAGCCAAGGGUGAAAAUGCCUCUUCGAAAAAGGCACCUGUCGAGUCAGACGACCAACAAAACAAAAAGAAGAAGAAGACGAACGACGGGCCAAAGGGCAACGCAGGUUCGAAGAUUUUGCUCGAGAAGCUGAGCAAAUGA